Hemicordylus capensis (graceful crag lizard) is the source of this 8391-nucleotide messenger RNA. RefSeq names its product glucose-dependent insulinotropic receptor-like. Bases 5689 to 6741 code for a protein of 350 amino acids. Gene Ontology annotation, biological process: G protein-coupled receptor signaling pathway. The transcript has a single exon. NCBI's taxonomy places the organism in Eukaryota, Metazoa, Chordata, Lepidosauria, Squamata, Cordylidae. Gene Ontology annotation, cellular component: membrane. Gene Ontology annotation, molecular function: G protein-coupled receptor activity. The record is from RefSeq and is a predicted model, not a curated record.
GACUUUUGCACGAUAUUCUAAUUUUCCGAGUUUCACCUGUAUAUUGUAGAGUACCCAAACCAUCUAUCAUCAGUUUAUUUCUUGGAAUCCUGUGAGGUUGUAAUCAAAAGGUUUGAAUAAUAGAAAUGCCUUUUUUUCAGUUUCUAAGACUUUGAAUUCUGCUGUUGAUUUGUCAUAUUCAUGUCUCUUAGGUGCUGCACUUUUUAAAUCCCAAAGACAAACUUUGUUGUGGAUUCUCUUUAUUUAGCAGGGGGAGAGAAACUGGCUCUAUCCACCCCCAGCACAGUUUCUCCAGUGACUAUCUUGUGACUAUCAGUGACUAUCUGGUCUAUCUUGUGUUUCUUUUUUGGUUGUGAGCCCUUUGGGGACAAGGAUCCAUCUUACUUGUUUGUUAUUUCUCUGUGUAAAUGCCCUGAGCCAUUUUUGGAAGGGCGGUAUAGAAAUUGAAUGAAUGAAUAAAUAUAAUUAGUAGUUCUGACUAACAUUUAUCUUUGACCUAGGUCCUUUUUUUGAAUAGUGUUUUUUAAAAAUCAGAUUUUUUCAUUUAAAUCAGAUUUUAAUUUUAAACAGUCCUUGAUGGUUAUCAACCCUGCUUUAGUAAGCAUCUAAAAUAUGAGGAUGAUAUAUCAGAGUCAGACAUCAAAUUAUUUGCUUUUAUGCUCAGUGGGAGGAACCCUCAUUACAGUUGGAAAUGGUUCUGAUGGUGGUUAACAGAAUGCACAUAUAUUCUAGCUCUGAGAAUUCUGAAAAAUGGUCUGUGAAGCUUAAAUUGUAGUGUUGCUCCUUCAUGGUUGCAGGUAGUUGCUCCUUUAAAUACAUAGGCAAUGCUCUGUGUGAAUUGCUUGGAAACAGCAGAAAGAAACAGAUGCCUUUAAAACUGUUUGCAGAGCUAUUACUGGAACUCUCCUGGUGGCCAUUAACAAGUCAGUAGUGAUACCUAUCUUGGAAUGGUUGACAUAAAAUCAGAAUCUGCAAUAAAUGUGAACUUAAUGAAAAGAUUGUUUGGGCAGAGGAUAAAUUGACAGUCUAUUAGAGUGAGUCUGAAUUGAACCAGUUUCAUGCAGAUGGCUAAAUAUAGUUAGUAAAGGCAAGAACAUCUGUACCUAUAUACAGUGGGUAUAGGAAAGAAUCACCCCCUUUGAUAGACCUUAAAUUCUGGUUCCCUUACAUCCUGAAAUGAAAACACAAAGAAAAUUCCCUUCACCAGCUGUACUUAUCCAAUGCAACCUAUAACAUCCAACUGAAAAACAUCACAAUUACAGUCCAGAAAAAGUGUCAGAAAUAAAAAACAAGAAUUACUGAGAUUGAAAAAGGAUCACCCCCCCAAUGUCAAUAUUUUGUUGAACCACCUUUUGCUUUAAUAACAGCCUUGAGUCUGUUGGGAUACUUCUCUAUCAACCUUGCACAUCUAGACGGAGCAAUAUUUGCCCACUCCUCCAUACAGAACUGUUUUCUUUGUGUUUUCAUUUCAGGAUGCAAGGGGACCAGAAUUUAAGGUCUAUCAAAGGGGGUGAUUCUUUCCUAUACCCACUGUACUUCAACAUUCUCUCUCAGCUUACUUUCCCCCUGUAACCUACUUCUAGGAAGCUGAGCAUAGUUUUGUUUCCAGUAUGUAUUAUUUGUAUAUCACUACUUCUGAAUCACACUGACAUUUCUAAAUUUUGUUUUCACCCCUUCAUCUUGAUUUUGCUAUGUUUACACUUGGAAAUGUUGACAACAAAACUGUAAUGAUCCAUAACUAGUAUGAUGUUGGUUUGGUUUUUAGGUUGUUUAAAACAAACAACGUUUGCCAUCCCUUCUCCUAACACUUUAUCAUCACCUUUAAAUCAUAGUUUUAAUUGAGCAAGGACCCUCUUUGUGACAGUUUGGACUCUAGCCACCCACUUCUGCUUCUUCAUAGGCACCUACAUCACUAUCAAAGUAAUCACCUUAUUGUGUGGUUGUAGACUGAGCAGAAAAUAUAAAUGUGUAUUUGUAUGUUUGUAGAACUUGGUUUUAUAUUGUAACCUGUCCCUUGCCUUUAAAAUAGGAAAAGAUACAAAUCAAAAUGAAUUAGUUUUAUCCAUGUAGGACUUUAGGGGAAAGAUAUGGCUGGACUAAAUAGUGGUAUCUUCUGAUUUCCUUAGCUUCCACUCUUUCCAGCAUCCCACUAAAGCCACUCUAAAGCAAGAACAUCCACUAACAAAGAAAGGAGGAGUCUCUUCCAUGCUAGCAAAUACUACUGAUACACAAACCUCAGUUUGGAAAACUCCAGCAUCACCAAUCAUAUCUUCUCUGCUGACACAGGUGCCCUAAUCUGUCACCCACUUAGCAGCGUGCUUUGAUCAAAAAGUCUACACAACUCCCCUCCACCCAUGAAGACACCAUUCUCUCUUACACAAGGCAGCUCCUCCAUCCAGGUUGACACCUGUGAUCAACUUGCUAUCCUGUGAUACUGCUAUCCAUGAAUCAUAGCUAUCUUGCCUCACCUUCUCCCAAAUUUAAUGUUUAAUGUCCCAACUUUACCCAGCUGCUCCUAUCAAAUUGGCCGACUGUGGUUACAAAUCUUUUUCCUGGUGUAAUAUUUUCAGCUCAACCAACAAAAUAGUACAGUCCAAAAAAGCUGUGUCAGGCAUAAAGCCUAUUUUGAGGGACUUCAAAUAGCCAGGGCCCUUAGGCUGUGCCUCAGGGCAUGGUUUAAAGGCACAUGAUCUAGCCACCAGCUAAGGUUUGGGAUUGGUUAGUGCCUGAAUGGGAGACCACCUGAGAAUCCAUUUGUAUCAAGAUGCAGGAGGCUAAUGAACUUCUAUUCCAGCUUGUAUGGUUGCCAUCUGAUUAGAUUAGAAUCCAGCCAACAAGGUGAAAUUUAAUUGCUAGAAGCUGGGUCUGGAUGGUGGAAACCAUUCUGACUGAGACUUCUGUGUGAAACAAAACAAAGUACAAUUUACAUGAAAUAGCACUUUAACUAUAAUAUAUAUCUUCUAUAUGUAUGGAAGGGGAAAGGAAGAUUCAAUCUUUUUCUUUUCUGUUUUCUUUUUCUUUUUCUUUUUUUGGAGCUGUAGGGAAAAUAAAAUAGCAGCUGUAUAUCAAAUUAUUUUGAGAUGUUUUUGUUGUGGUUAUUUCAAUAGUGAGCUAAUUGGUCAAAGUGCAGGGGAGGUAGUCAAAUGGGUGAAAAUAGAACGAGCAGCUUUAUUUACUGUAUUGCUUGCAUCACCAUGGCUCAUGGGACUAACUGGAAGUGGUUCUCCUAAAACCGUAACAGGUGGCUAAACACUCCUGACUGUUUAUAUAUACACACACACACACAGAUCAUACACUUUCCUUACAUUUAUCACAUGUGCUGCCUUUGUUUAGAAGAAAAAUGCAAGAUCUGGUGGACAGAGGCGUAACUAUAGGGGGGGCAGGGGGGGCACGUGCCCCAGGCGCCAUCUUUUUUGGUCACAUGGGGGCGCCGCCAUGACAAAUUUUUAAAAAAAAUUUUUUUUUAAUUUUUUGUUAAUACAAAUGUUUCCUGCUCAGUGCAGCAGCGCUGCAGCAGUCAAGGGAGCGCGUCGGCGCCCCCUCCCCCACGAGCGGUCCCUUCCGCGCCGCCCGCGCCCCCCCUUGCUUUGCUGGCGCCUGGCGGCCAGUCAGUGGCCUGGCUUGGCGGCGGGCGCUUGUGAGGAAAAACCUAAGUAUAAUAUAGUAUGUUGGGGGCACGGGGGGGCGCCAUUUCAAUGCUUGCCCCGGGCACCGUUUUCCCUAGUUACGCCUCUGCUGGUGGAAACAUUCAGGUUUGCAAGUAGUGGCUGAUAUACCAUGCAAUUCAUUAACCCAAUAAAGUAAAAUUGUGCUAUCUAACAUAUUUUUAUACCACCCAAAACUCAGGUCUCUGGGCAGUUUGUGUAACAAAUGUUGUUACACAAGAGUAAGCCUAUUAUUUCCAAUUAGCUUACAUUUGCGCAACUUGCGUACACACAAUGUUACUUGGGUGGUGUACUCUUGCAUAUUGUGUCAGCCACUGAUACAGUUCCUGAUGCACAUGUAACAUCAAGGCCCUGCUAUGUGUGUCUUCCGGAUAAGCUCCAGAAAUGUUCUCCCAAGUAGCUUUAUAUUAACUCAAACGUCUUGCUGCAGAACCAUACUUAAUACAGAAAUACUUAACAUGUAGCAUGUUGUAAGAGCCAAUUCUCACAUUACAUUUUUUAAGCUUUGUAGACAGAUAUUUGCAUAUCUAGAAAAAAAUAUAAAGUGGGAAGCUAUAGCACAUGGGUUUCUGUCAGAUGUGUGGUUCUCCCAGUUGAACGUAUUGAGUCGACAUAUACAAGUAAGGAAAUGUGUUCCUAAUUGUAAUACAUUAAGAAGCCAUUUGCUGGGUUGGGUGAGGACACCAGCUAUGUAUCACAGUUCCUUUACCCAAAUAUAAUCAGUAGUUUGGAAUAAAUAACAAAAAUUGUGUCCUCUACAUGCUGACCAAUUUUUUGCCUUCACAAAUUAAUAAUAUAAGAAGAGCCCUCCUGGUUCAGGCCAAGAGUCCAUCAAGUCUGGGUUCUUUAAUAAGUUUUUUAUAUUCACCACACAGCCCAACCUUUGAACUGAGAAGGCCAUGUUGCAUGGAAGAUACUGCCUGCUAACAAAAUGUCAGUGCAUAAAGUGCAAUAAGCUGCCCGUCCAAGCAAGAGAGGUGCCUGUUGCUUGCAAGCCACUGUACAGUCUGCUUGUGCUGCUUCUGAAGGCAGGGCUGCUCUGUGCCUACUAAGAACUGUAUCAUCACAGGUGUGAUGCUGCUACUACUGGGAAUGAUGGGAGUAGCGUCACAACUGAGAUGGUGCACAUCUUAGGUUCAGAGCAUCUUUGGACUUAAUAUAUCUGCCCUGCUCUGAAAGAAAGUGGAGGCUGGGUAAUGUUUUUUUUUAAAGUAUUUUAAAUACCUCACUACUACCUGAUUAAACAGCCUAAAAUGCAGUAAAUGCUGGUUUUAGUUUAUAGGUGGUUUGUUUCCCAAGUCUUAUGUUUGCCAACUAGUUACCACUCAGCUGCCGGGGUGGGUGAGGGGUAAUGAUCUUUUUCUGGAUCUCUGUAGAAAGUGAAACAUCCCCCCCACCCCCAGUUCAAAUAAUCAGUGACUUCUCUUAGCAUGCUCUGUAUACUAAUAGCAUAAACACACACGAUUGUUUUCCUGCAUGGACUCAGAAAACAUUCUUUACUGCAUUUUAGAAGCCUAAUUGCAGGGUGAGAAGUUAUAGUGUCUCUCUGUUUUGUUUGCUAAACUCCUUCCUUAUCUUUCUGCGUCAAAUACACUUUCAGGAAUGGAUUGAAUGUGCCUGCCUCCCCAGUUGCUCCCCCCACCCCCGCUCCAGCCAAUGAGUUCAUUUUGCUUGAAGCCUUUCACUGGCAGGACUUUGGUCCUCCACCCAUCUUCAGACAUUUCUGCCAGGUGAAGAAGGAUUCACUGAGGAAAAAAUACAGAGCUGGUAGCUGCAAGGAUGUUGAUGAUAUCUCAGACAGGUUUUUUAAAUCAAUUUGAAGAGAACCAUCUGAAAACAGAACCAAGCCAAAGGAGUUUAGCUACCAGAUCUUCAUUUCUUGCCGCUAUUGCUUUGGCAAUUUGCUAACUAACGGGAGUGCUUCUUUCCUCCUUGCUUGGUGUUACCUCUUGUAGAUUCAGCAUAGAGGGUGUAUGCAAGCCAGUCUUGAAGCCCAUGUUCUCAUCUUUGUUUCCGAAGUAAGAUGCCCUCUGUUGUGUAUGCAGUGCUGCACGCCCUCUUGAGUUUCUUCAUCCCUUCUGCCAACCUGUUGGUGAUCCUGGUCAUCUGCCAGCUGAGGAAGAAGAAACCGUGCAGAAACUAUGUCUUCAUGCUUAACCUGGCCGCCGCUGAUCUGUUAGUUGGUGUGAUGUGUGUCGGGGAAACUGUGGAUGAUGUAUAUGACAUUUUUUACGCGGAUGCAUUUAGUUGCCUCAUACGGGUCUGCAUGAGCAUUACUCCUUGCAUUGCCUCCAUUCUCACCUUGCUCUUGGUUUCUCUGGACAGGUACUUGUCAGUGAAGCUGCCCCUGUACUACCCGACUCUCAUGAGCAAGAAACCAAUAGUUUUUUCCCUUGUCGUUCUGUGGACUGUUUCCUUCCUGGUGGGGCACAUGCCACUUAUUUCCGUAUCCCUGCAGGUGAAAUAUUUGAAUGGUACCUGUGGGAUGCUGUCUGUCACCAAAAGUGACUACCUGUUCAUAAUAUGCUUUGGCAUCUUCAUCCCUGCCUUGCUGACCUUGGUCUGUUUACAUGUCUCAGUGGGAAGGAUUGCAUACCUGCAGUACAGACGGAUCCAGCACACCUGCCUGUGCAUUGAUACCCCCAUUGCUCACCUCCGACAUUUCAAAGCCCUGAGGACAGUCCUUGUUGUGAUCAUCUGCUUCACCCUUUUCUGGGGGCCUUAUUAUGUGGCAGCCAUUGUGAAAGCUAUCUGUGACUCCUGCACUCAGACCCUGGAGCUGAGAGAUUUAUUAUUUCUUCUAGGAGAAACCAAUUCCCUGAUAAAUCCUUUGAUCUAUUCACUAUACAGCAAGGAUAUAAGAACCCAGUUUUCCAGGCUGAUGAAGUUCAAGAUAAAAGGACAAAUAAAGCCAUACAGAACUAAUGAUCUGGUUCAAGCCCAUUUCAACAUCGGAACCCAAAGUGCCUUAACCUCUGGAAGAUCCACCAGACAAGAUUCAGCUGGGGAUCAGGCUUCUAACUCUUUUCCUUUAAACAACUCUGCAGGUUGCAGAACAGUAUUCUCAGUUUUUUGAUCCAGGGCAGAAGAGGUGAAAUCCAGCCUAAAGCAAGUGAAAAGGUUUUUUGUGCAAUGAUAAUCAGAAAAGAGGCAAUGUAGAAAGUCUGGGUCUGUCACCAAACUUUGUGAACCACGAUUUGGCUUGCCUGUACUAUCUCCUGUCCUCUUGGGCAAACAAACCAUGCUUUGGUUUUGCAAAAAGGUGGGUAAAAUAUGUAAAUAGCGGUGGCAGUAGAGUGCUUUAUAAUGGACCUCAUAUACUUCUUUGUUUGCUCAAGGUAAUGUUCAUACAUGUCUUUUUGAAACUCUGUUGAACAGUUAUAGCCAUAAAAGGAUAAUUUUGUGCACAUGUUUUCAACACCAUUUAAGGGCUAAAACUGUUGGGUUUUUUUAGUUUCUAUGACAGUCCUGUUCUUCUUCAGCAAGCAACUGAAUCAGAAGUUUCUAAACCUCUUCCCAAUAGAAAGGAAGUGUGUGUGUGUGUGGGGGGGUGCUUCAAGGUCAUUGUCCAAUUUUGGUUCAUUGUCUUAUGCCUGAUGUGAAUCCAACAAGGGGGGUGGGGGAGAGAGAAGAAGCUGAUGGCUUCUUGCCCUGCUUGUAGAUUUGCCAGAAGCAUCUGACUGGCCAAGGUGAGAAAAUGAAUGCUGAAUGAGAUGGACAUUUGUUCUGAUCCAGCAUGGGCUCUAGUAUUCUUUCAUUUUCAACCUCCCAUCAGCAACAUACGGUUAUUGGCUCACAUUCCACCAUUCUAAGGAAGAUGCCCGCUUGUAGUAGCGUUCUGCUCAAAAACAUGGUGCUGCCAGUGCUUGCAUACACAGUGCAGCCUCUGUGGCUCUGAUGCACAUUGUGGGAGCAACAGAGCUUCCAUUGGGAAUCAUGGAACUCCUGCUAUUGUGCUGUGCUUUGGAGCCAUGGAGGCUGCUGUGUUUGUGCAAGUGGCAGCAGCAUGUUUUUUAGGAGAACACCACUGUUAGACUGACGGACUAUAUAGUAUAUGAGCAAUUAAUACUAGCCUCGCUUACAGGUUUUUAAAAGUAUUGCUGGCUACCAAACUGGGCGCACAUGGACUAGGAGCACAAACUGAGCUGCACAGCUACUUUGGAGGACCAGAACUAGUUGCACCACCAGCAGUGUGCAGUGGGAAAGACAAAUUUUGAGGUUCCUACUUUCUCUUCAGAGUGCCUUAUAGUUGGUAGAAAUACAACCCUGAGGGUGUUGUAGCUCUCGGGGACAUGCUUCCACAUUACAGAAUUCUUCUGUGGCAAGGGUUGACCCUGUGUUCUGCUGUGCCUGCUGCAUUGUCAUUUAUUCAUUUUUAAAAUAUUUUAUAUGAUUUAAUUGAUGGUUUGCUUGGUUUUUAUAUUGUUAGCUGCUCUGAGUGUGGACAUUUUUAAAUAAAAUGAAAUGAGUAAAUAACACAUAAGAUGUGAAGAUGUUGACUUAAACAAGCAAACACAGCUUCAGUUUCUACAAAUUGCUCUUCAAUUAUACAUUGUACCCACACAUAUUUGGCCCUCUUCUGGGUAGCAUAUUUUGUGCCUCUCUACUGCUUUGCCUCUGUAAGAUUUAUAUUAGCUUAUUCUACCAAUAUAGGUUCCACAUGUUGCCCAAAUAAUGAGGUGGGAGGAGAGAGAGCUAGUGAGGACAUCCACAGUCAAAAACUGUG